AAGGCACACAACCGCCCAGCCCUUAAAAUGUUUUUAAAGUACAUUUUGGAGAUUUGAAUUUAUUCAUUUUGUUACAUCAACUUGGUAGUUUAUCUACUGACCACAUAUGUUUUCCAUUUCUUUUCUGCAGUAGGCUUGAGUAAAUCUUCUUUAGUUCCCUGCUAUAGUGACCCUUGUGCAAGUCAACACAAAAUUCAAUUUUGUAUGAAGCCAUUCUUAAAAUGUACUAACUUUUUUGUUGGAAAGUACCAUCAGUUCAUCUUCAGUUAAAGUCAGCGGAGUUGAAGUAUAUAUACAUUACUUACAUGAAACACUGAUUAGAAAUGUAAGGAUAUAUAAAACAAUGGUUGUCUCCGAAUCUAAGAGGAUAAAUAAAGGAAAGAUGGCGUGCUUGUUUUCUUCUUUUUUCUCUUGCACCCAAGAUCAAAAUAAAAUCAAACAUGAAUCUAAUAAGACGAGAAAAAAUCUUCAGAGAGACAAUAAGGUUUCUAGGGAUGAGAACAAUGCUCUCAGAAAAGAAAACAAGUCCCUUUGGAGAGAAAACAAAGCUCUUCGACAAGAAAACAAAACCUUCCGGAUGGACAACCAGUUAAUCCGGGAGGGGAAUCAGUCCCUGAGACAGCAAACCCAGGUGCUAUGGAAGUGCAAAAGUCUUAUUUUAGAAAGCCAAACAAAAUCUGGGGGGAAACCCAAUGCAUUGAACAAAGAAAAUAAGUCUUCCUGGCAACAGAACAGAUCCCUUAUAGCUCAGAUCAGGGCUUUCAGGGAACAGGAGAAAGCCUCCCAGAAUGAAAUGAAAGCUCUCAAAGAGAAAAUAAAGUCUCUUCAUGAGGAAAUCAAAGCCCUACAUCACCAGGAAAGGGCAAUAAUGAUGAAGGGAUGUGCCCUGAUGAAAGAAGGAAUAGCACUAGAGAUGGAGGAGCAGGCACUGUGGAAGGAGGAGCAGGCCCUUCGUAAGGCGAACAAAGCUCUGAGAGAAGAAAACAGUGCUCUUCAAGAGGAAGAAAAAGCCCUUCUGGAAGAGGCAACCAUCUUGGAGAAGUGGAAUAUAAUUCUUCAGGGGAAAGACAACAAACUUGCUUGUUGGAAAAGUGCACAAAAAUAAAAUAGAGCAGGUGAAUUAUUGACUUGACGAAGUAAUCAGCAAACCUUAAAGAUCAUUAUGGAAUAUUAAAAAUACAACCUUUGAUGAUGAAAUAGUGGUUGGAUACAAAAGCCUUGCAGUCUAUAGUACUCAGUAUCUGGUCCUGGGAAUGAAAUAAAAUCCUAAAGAGUUAAGAAAAAAAUUAUUUGUGUUAUGGUGU
Molecule: messenger RNA, 1304 nt
Organism: Erinaceus europaeus (western European hedgehog)
Lineage: Eukaryota; Metazoa; Chordata; Mammalia; Eulipotyphla; Erinaceidae
Product: golgin subfamily A member 6-like protein 22
Exons: 1
Coding region: 344-1105 (253 amino acids)
Source: RefSeq, a predicted model, not a curated record